Molecule: messenger RNA, 606 nt
Organism: Guyanagaster necrorhizus
Lineage: Eukaryota; Fungi; Basidiomycota; Agaricomycetes; Agaricales; Physalacriaceae
Product: HSP20-like chaperone
Exons: 3
Coding region: 48-476 (142 amino acids)
Source: RefSeq, a predicted model, not a curated record
GGGACUCUCACCUCUGAAUCAGCAUUUUUCACACAAACCAAACGACGAUGUCCCUUUCCUUUUACGAACCAUUCCACAAUUUCGGUGGUCUUCUGGGUGGAUUCUCCUAUCCAAGCCGCACUAUGUUGCAAGCCACCACGGAAUCCAUUUUGCGUCCAAAAAUGGACCUCCACGAAGACGCAGACCGAAACGUUGUGACGGUGACCUUCGAGUUGCCAGGAGUGAAGAAGGACGACGUGAACAUUGAGGUGCACGACGGACAUCUCACUGUCUCCGGAACAGCCAAAGCUUCCGAGGGGGAGGGAGAUGGGUACUCCCAUCGUGAGCGCGAGUCCGGCAAGUUCUCGAGGACGUUGAGGCUUCCUCGCGGCGUCAAGAAGGAAGAAAUCAGCGCUUCUAUGGAGAACGGUGUUUUGACGGUAACGUUCCCAAAGGCUGCACACGAGCCAGCACCACGGAAAAUCACGAUUGCAUAAGACGAUAUGUUCUCAUUGGACGUGCCAUGGACACCAGAAGUGUAGUAUUAUAUGUAUAACAUCAUGAAGUUCUAUGAUUGUAUUAUGUUGGUCAGACUGUUGUGAAAUUGUAAAAGUUAAAAGACAAGAA